Molecule: messenger RNA, 1005 nt
Organism: Trichomonas vaginalis G3
Lineage: Eukaryota; Parabasalia; Trichomonadida; Trichomonadidae
Product: nucleotide-diphospho-sugar transferases family
Exons: 1
Coding region: 1-1005 (334 amino acids)
Source: RefSeq, a predicted model, not a curated record
AUGACAGUACUUAAAACUAAGGAAUACGAUUGGAAUAUGGCUAAAGAAGUUGAUCCAUUUGCUAAUAUAACGAUUAAAGGAGGAUUUUCACUUGAUAAGAAAUUUGAAAUUGAUUUCAAUCAAUCGGAAGAAUAUAUUAAGCAGAAACUUGAUUUAGAUGGUUGUAAAUUAUGUAGAUCUGGUAUAGUUAAUAUCUCUAAUUCAACACAAAAGGAUUUAGUUGUAAUGUGUGCGUUUAGAAGGAUGGAUGAUGCAUAUCCUAAUAUCAGAAGCAUCAGAUCUGCAGGAUGUAAAGCUACUAUUGUAAUAUUUACUGAUAAAUUGCCGAAACAUGAAAAACUAUUUCAAAAAUGCGGAGUUUUAAUCAGUGUUAUUCCAGGAACAGAGAAUCUUCCUAAGACGGAAAUGAUGUAUUUCAGAUUUAUAGCUAUGAAAAUCUUCUUAGAGCAUCAUAAAGAUGAUUUUGACCGAGUUUUAUACGUUGAUAUCUUCGAUUCAUACUACCAAGCAGAUCCAUUUACAGGAACGGUAUCUAAUAAUACUAUAUAUGUCAGUAGUGAGAAAACUUAUCACAGAGAAUCAGGCUGGAGUCUUGAUUGGGCAAGAAAUCUGAAAGGUAUUGAUUUUUAUAGAUUUUUCGGAGAUAAAUUGAUAUUCUGUGGUGGUACUUUCCUAGCUGAUACGUAUACAAUGCUAAAAGUAGCAACUCUUGUCUCAUCAAUGGUGAAAAAGAACUAUGAAACGUUCUUGGUCGACCAAAUUGCAUACGACUGGGUUCUUGCUUCUGAUAUACCUGAGAGAUUAGGAAUUAAUGUACUCGUUAACCCACAUUUCGCAUCAAUUCACUUCAAGAUUGAUGAUUAUCAUGAUAAUGCUAUUGGAAAUAUAUCAUAUGAAGGUGAUGGUUUCAAGCCAGCUAUUUUGCAUCAGGUUACAAGAAGAGAUUCACUUGUUAAAAUCUUUUUCGAUGCUUGCAAGGCAGAAUGGAAUGAUAGAAUGAAAUAA